CAUCUCCGCCCUCCUGGGAGGGGGGUUGUCGUUGCCGUGGUAACCGCGAUAAACUACAGGUUCUCUGAAUACAGGCAGCGGGCGGUAGUGGGAGUCUUUGGUAGAAGACAUGAAAGAACCAGAUGAUCAGGAUACUGAUGGGGGGAAAUCAGACCAAUCAAAGAGUGAUGGGAGGCAGUCUUCUAAGUCUGAAUCAAAAUCUCAUACAAAAGAAGUUUUAGAAGAUACCACAGAUGAAACAAUUACUGAAAGGGAAGAGUCAUAUCUAGAGGAAGAAAGUUCAGAUCUGGAAGAUGUGGGAGAAAGUUCAGGUUCAUCUGAUUAUGACCAUUCAGAAAGCACUAGAACAUCUCAGGAACUCCCUGCCCCAGCUGCAGAAGAGGCAGAAGAGGAAGUUAAGAAGAAAAUAUCAGAGUCUUUCUUCUACAAUUACAUGGAGCUUGCUUCAAAGCCUUUUGUGACGCCAGAUUCUAGCAUAACUCUGAAUUUUCUUGAGCUUGUAUAUUCUUUUGGUUAUGACUGUAGAAAGCGAGCCAACCUACAACUUCUAGACAGCAGUACCUUGAUAUACAUCGCUGGGAACCAGCUGGUUCUUCUGAAUUUUAAAACCAAGGAACAAAUCUACCUACGAAGUAGCAGUGGUGAAGGAAUUGGUGCCAUUGGGGUUCAUCCACAUAAAACUUACUUCACAGUAGCUGAAAAAGGAAGUUUUCCAAAGAUUAUCGUCUAUGAAUACCCUUCUUUGAGGCCCUACAGAAUCCUUCGAGAUGGGACUGAGACGGCAUAUACUUAUGUGGACUUUAACUACAUGGGUACCUUGUUGGCCUCUAUUGGUAGCCACCCUGAUUACACAUUGACUAUUUGGAAUUGGAAAGAAGAGCAACCCACACUGAGGACAAAAGCUUUUUCUCAGGAAGUUUUUAAGGUUACUUUCAAUCCUGAAGAUGAAGAGCAACUUACUACUUCGGGAUCAGGCCACAUCAAAUUCUGGGAAAUGGCUUUUACAUUCACUGGCCUCAAGCUGCAGGGAUCACUAGGUCGAUUUGGCAAAACAGCCACUACUGAUAUAGAAGGCUAUGUGGAACUCCCAGAUGGGAAGUGGGAAGGCAGCCUCAUCAAAGUGGAGCUAUGCCGAAGUGGCAUGAAGUCCUGUCACAACGGUCCCAUCAACCAGAUAAUGCUGGAUGAGGGUGAGGUUAUCACUGCUGGGUCAGAUGGCUGUGUUAGGAUAUGGGACUUUGAGACAAUAGACAGUGCUGAUAUUAUAGAUGAAACUGGAUUAUUGGAGAUUGAACCCAUUAAUGAACUUCAAGUAGGCAAGAAUGUCAAUCUCUUCUCUAUGAUAAAAAUGAAUGAAAUUGGAAAUAACUUUUGGUUGGCUCAGGAUGCCAGUGGAGCCAUUUGGAAACUUGACCUUAGUUUUUCAAAUAUUACCCAGGAUCCAGAAUGCCUCUUCUCCUUCCAUUGUGGAGCUAUUGAAGCCCUAGCUGUUUCUCCUGUCACUUAUCUUAUGGCCACUACUGCCUUGGACUGCUCUGUUCGAAUCUAUGAUUUUGCUAGCAAAACUCCUUUGGUUCAGAUGAAAUUCAAACAAGGUGGUACUGCCCUCACUUGGGUCCCCAGAAUAGUAAACUACUCUGGAGCACAAAUUAUCAUAGGAUUUGAAGAUGGUGUUGUUCGAAUUCUUGAACUCUAUGAUCCAAAAGGGCUCACACUUUUUACAGGACGGAAGAAAAUUUUGGAUGCUGAUAUUUAUUUUAAACAGGUUUUCAAGCCCCAUAAUGCUCAAGUCACUGCUUUAGCUUAUGAACGUGAUGGAGAAAUUCUAGCAACAGCGAGUAAAGAUCACACUGUCUUUUUCUUUGAAGUGGAAAAAAAUUAUAAGCCAAUUGGUUAUAUUAAAACUCCUGGACCUGUUUGCCAGCUGAUAUGGUCCACACUGUCUCAUCCUGAAAGUACUUUACUGAUUAUCUGUGAAAAUGGCUAUAUUCUUCAAGCUCCAUAUCCACCCAUUAAUGAAGAAGAGGACAAUCAUGAUGUACUCUCCUAUGAAAUCAGUGACAUGCCCAUAAGAUAUUUCCAUUUCUCAAGUGUCAAAUCUAAGAUUGUGAGAUUAAUAGAAAUUGAAAAGAGAGAAAAACAAAAGGAGUUGAAGGCAAAGGAGAGGGAAGCAAGGAGGAGGAAACUAGUAGAAGAGAUGGGAGAAGAUGGAGAACAAGAAUUCCAGGAGGAGGCGGAGGAGGAGGAGGAGGAAGAGGAGCCAUUACCUGAGAUUUUCUUUCCACCAACCCCUUCUCCCAUCCUCUGUGGCUUCUACUCUGAGCCAGAGAAGUUCUGGGUUUCAUUGGGUAGCUAUGAUUCUGGUUUUCUAUAUCACUGUGAAUUUCCCCCAUACGAUAAAAGCAGUGAUUUCAAAGUACAGAAAGAUGAGCCUUUUGAUUUCCGUUUUCUUCGAGAUACAGAAGAUAAUCCCAUCCAAACUAUCACGUUCAGCUUUGACCAAACUAUGAUGUUUUGUGGGAUGAGAAAUGGAGCAAUUCGAGUGUAUGUGCUAAAUCAGAAUGAUCCUUCACUGACCAGUUUGGAGCACUACUGGCACUUCAGUGUGCACGAUAGUAAUUAUGGCUGUGUUAAAAGCAUCUCGACCAGCUUUGACAACCGCUUCUUGGUGACUGCAGGGGCAGAUAGUAAUAUCUUUGUUUUCAAUGUUUUUUCUGAAUUUAUGUUAAAGAAAAGCACCAAAGCCAAAGUGCCAUCUCCCAGGUUUGGAAUAGAAACAGAGCCAAUUCCAGAGGAUAUUGAAGACCCCAAAGCCUACAGUAUUGAGAAUGCCAGGAGAAAAAGAGAACAUGACAAAUUAAUGAAAGAAGUAGAAGAAAUAAAAGCUGGGAAGAGAGAAAAAAUCAAAGCUUUGAGGAAUGAAUUUCAAAAGCUAUUAGAAAUGAAUAAAGAAUUACCAAAGCAUAUGCAACUUAAACGGACAGAUUUUAAUCUCGAUUCUGAAAUUCAUGCUGAGAUUGACAGAAAAACAGUUCACAAAAUUCAAGAAAUGGAAAAGGAGUUAGCUUGGGAAAAAGAGAAACAUGAACUUGGCUUAAAGAAGCUACAGAGAAGAUUUCGUGAUUCACUGGAAAGUGAUGUAAUUGUGGUUCAUGCCAUACAAAGUGACCACAAGAUAUCCUCCUAUAGGCUGGUGAAGCCCUCCAAGUAUUCUAAAUUAAAACAAACAAGUCAGUCAGACAGAAGACCAAGUAAACUUGACAGGCUUGAAAAAGAGGGACCUGGAAAAAGAGAUAGUCUGAAAGAUACAGGUGGGAGUAUUGACAUACAAGAAGAAUCAAUAAUAGACAAAGGGAAUAAAUUUCGACCUGAAACCCUAAGUAAAAUUAUGGUGGAAAAUCAAAUUGAAAAAACCAGAAAACUUAUAUUAAAAGCUGAAAGGGCUCAACUUAAGAUUCAGCAGCGGAAAAAAGAAUGGGAGGAACUGUACAGAAGUAAACCCGAUGAUGACUAUGAAGAUCCCAAAGAUGUUCAAGCCAUCAAAGAAGCCCAAGUGUAUAUGGGAGAUUUCAACCUAAAGACAGCCCCAGACUACAAGAUACCUGAGCACAUGAGAAUAAAUGCUGCCAAGAAGGAAGAGGAACUAGGACACCUUGACUCUUUGGUCUAUACAAAGAAAGUCCACAUGAACAAGUGCAUCUUUUCUCUUCGAGACCUUAAAGUGGCUGUUGUUGAAGAAAUACAGUGCCUGGUACAAGAAGUGAAGAACAUUCAGGCGACCCUUCACAUAUCCAAGCAUAUCCCCAUUCCUCAAAUCCCUCAGAUACACCCAGAAGAAGUUCCAGAAAAGAGAUUUCAGUAUGAUGAGGAGACCCUCAUAAAGUUUAAGGAACAGAAGGUGAAAAGUCUGAUUGAAAAGCCCAGCCAAGUGGAACAUAUGGGGUCUGGAGUCUCAAGUGGAAAAGAUAGUGAUUUGACCACGCGAGAUUCAUCAGUUAGGUUUUCUGGAGCAUCAAUAUUCAGUUCAGAUCUUCAAAUUGAAUUUGAAAAAGCAGAGCCAACUGAUGUGGAGCUAGAGAUUAUGAAGAGGGAUGAGGUUAAACACUUGUAUAUGCAACAGUAUUUGACCAACAGGAUCAAAGAACUGAUGGUCACUUUUGAUGCAGAACUCCGUCUCCUGAGACAUCAGAAACUAAAACUAGAUACUCAGAUGAAAUUAUCUGACCUACACCAUGUCACUUUAUUUCAAGAAAUUCUUCUUCUCAAGAAUUUUGAAAAACAGGAAAACAUACUUCAAGAGCGUGUUAAUUCAUUAGACAAAGAAGAGCAGGACAUGCAAUGGAAAAUAAAUGACACUCUUAAGGAGAUGGAAGAGAAAAAGAAUGAAAUCACCAAGCUCCAAGAGCAAGAAAAAGCUCUUUAUGCUGGUUUCCAAACAGCCCUUGGAGAGAAUAAUAAAUUUGCAAACUUCCUCAUGAAAGUCCUAAAGAAGAAGAUUAAGCGAGCAAAGAAAAGGGAGGUUGAAGGAGAUGCUGAUGAAGAUGAGGAAAGUGAGGAAUCAAAUGAAGAUGAAUCCAGCCUGGAGGAUGAUGAAGACGAAUUUGGAUCUGAAGCUGAGGUUUUGGAUGAUUCUAUCUGCCCCAUAGGCUGUGAUGUGGGUCUUUUUGAACGAGCCCUUCAACUUCGAGAGAAAAGGCUGGACAUAGAGGAGGCCUUGAUUGAAGAAAAGAAAAUUGUCGAUAACCUCAAAAAGGAAUAUGAUACAUUGUCUAAAAAAGUAAAAGUUGUGGCAAUGAAUUUGAAGACAGCAGAGGAGGCCCUGGAGGCUUAUCAGCGAGAGAAGCAGCAGCAGCUGAAUGAGGUGCUGGUUGUGCUUCCAUUCAAGCUCCACCAGAUAGAGUAUAUGGUAUUUGGGGAAAUACCUAGUGAUCUUUCUGGUACUUUGGUCUUCUCCAACCACUCCUUGGGACGGCUGCAAGAACGAAUUGUACAGCUCCAGGAAGAAAAUACCAGUCAGCAAAAACUUAACAAAGAAUGCUGGGAGAGGCGUAAAAUGCUCAUCCGAGAAAAGAGGGAGAUGGCAAAAAACAUAGAGAAAAUGGAACAAACAGUCCGUCAACUAAUGGUCAGCAAGUUUGGCCGAGUAAUAGAUCUAGAAGCUCUUCAGACACUUUCUGUUAACACAACACUGGAAGAACUGAAGAUCAAAAAACUUCAAAAGGAGCUAAUGAAUGCAAAGGAAAUGAAGAUGUGGGAGCAAAAGAUUGACCAAGCACGGUGGGAACUAAUGAUGAAGACAAAAGAACACACCAAAAAACUUCAUCAGAUGAAUGAUUUAUGUAUUGAGAAAAAGAAACUUGAUUCUCGGUUGAAUACACUACAGAACCAGCAGGGUAAUGCCUUCCAGAGCCCUCGGAAAGCAGAUAUUGUGGCAAGAAAGAAGAUCAAUGAAUUGAUACAAGUCCAGGCAGAAAGAAUUUUGGCCUUAAAGGAAGAGAUUGCUCUUUUGCGUAAGAAAGGAGGGCUUAUCCUUCCACCCAUUCAGUCUACACAGAAUGAAUGAAGCCCAUGGACCUUUAAGUUUGCUGUUUUGUCAAAUCCACCCAAGAUUUCUAACAUGUUCACUAUAAGUUCCAUCUCCUUGUCACCUGCAACAAUUUUAUUUUAAAGUGAAUUUCUCUAAAACUCUAAAACCAGAUCUUCUCAUGUAGUUCUUAAUAAUUUUCCUCCAACUUGGUUAUGUUAGAACCGAAUGCAGCACCCAUGUAAUUAUUAUUGAACUGAACCAUGGACUCCAUGGGUCUGGAUAUGAAAUCUUACAGGGUAUCUCAUAAUUCCAAGAAAGUAUUUGUAGUAUACUUUGUUUUAGGAAAAUUAUUUUUCAGGUAUUCUUAAUUUUGAGCCAUUGGCAAGAAAAAUGGUCAUUUAGCCAUUCAUUAGAAAACUUUUUUUUCUUGGUCCUUGGAUCCUUAUAAAAUAAAUUUUGUUUUCAUUAAAUAUUCUCUGGGAAAACACAAGAGAAAAAUUAUUUUGCCAACAGUAUCUUAGAAUAAGAAAUGCAAAUUAGAAUUUGGUAUUGUUGACUUCAUAAAGCAGUUAUUUGUGUGCUCAGGAUUCAGGAAAUGCAAACAGACAUAGCAAAGCAAUUUCCUUUGGGUUGGCAAAAAGCAGGAAAAUAACCAGCUUCCUGAAUCACUCACAGAUUUUGCCAACUCCUGGGUUCUGAGUGGAGCAGACAGCAUGUUUUGCAAGGGGGCUAAGGGAGUUUUCUCUGAAGAGUUUUGCAAGCCCAUCAGUAUUCUAAGUAUCCUUGAUAGUUUCUCAUGUCCUGUGACAUCUUCUUUCAGGUUUUAUUGAGUCAUCUGCUGGUUUUGAUACAGCUUAGGAAGAAAUGAAAUGGAAUAAUAUCUCUCUGAGAGAUCUUCUGUAAUAAUCACUUUUGAUGAUGUGUAACAUUUUCAACUAGCUUAAGACUAUCCUUUUGGUGUGGGGAGUGUUUAUGAAAUUCAUGGCCACAGCUACUGAGGAGGCAUGAUCUCACUGACACUUGGCAUCCUGGAGAGUAUGGCACUUUGCACUCAGAGUCCUAUGGGUCUGUACUACUGCACCACUUAUUGAGCCUGUCCCAGAAUAUUCAUUCCUCACUGAGAAGGAAAGAGGAGGAAGGCAAUCCCUGUAUUUCAUAAAUGUAUAAGGAAGCUCUGCAGUGUCAGGGGUUCCUAACUUGUGGUUAGCUUGCUAAACCUGCCCCUCCAAAUUAUACACAGGACUUGCUUUCCUUGUAUGUUGGAAUAUUCUUAGACGUGGCUGCUUGGCGUAUUGUCUAAGACUCCUUCACAUUCCUAUUAAGAAGUCAGAAUGAUUUGUUGUUUACACCUAUCACCUUAAAUCUUGGAUGUAGUAGCUUCUCUACUGGAGAACAUCUUAUGCUGUAUGCCCAACUCUAUGUUCCUUUCAAGCAUUUUUUAAAACAUGUUAGUCAUGAGCCGGGGAUUUAACUCAGUGGUGCUGUCGCCUGCCUCACAAGCACAAGGUCCCAAGUUCGAUCCCUGGUAGUUAGUCAUACCUCUGAGUGUUUUAUCUUUUUUAUUGCUGUGUAAAAAUAAUCACAAAACUUAGCUCAAAACAACAAACUUAUUAUUGCACUUAGGUUAGGGGUGAGAGUGUUUUGAGGGGUCAGGAAUCUAGGAUUAGUGUCCCUGGCUCAGGGUCUCGGAGUUGUAGUCUGACUAUGAGUUUGGGCUUCUGCCACCUGCCAAUCAGCAAGAGGCUUCAGUUUCUUACCAUGUGGGCCUCUUGACGGGGCUGCACGUGACGUGACUUCUCCAGAGCCAGUGAUCCAAGACUGAGGAAGAGAGUGAGAAAGAACCCCUAGGGAUGGAAGCCACAGCCUUUCACAACCUAGCCUCAGAAGUGACAGACCAUCACCGUUACCAAAUGGGUCACACAGGCCAAACUUGGUGUGAUGUGGGAGGACUGAUGCGGGGGUCAGUGGGGGCAUUGUCAGGCCGGCCACCACAUGGAGUAGCUCAUGGGCAUCUGAGAAAGAUAUCAAGGAGAAUCUACUCUCUUCCUAGUUGUGAGAGCCAUAAGUUAUGUAAUCCUCCUGGGCCUCAUUUUAUUACCUGACAAGUGAGGAAUUUAGAUAAGCUCUGAGCUCUUUCCCCUUCCAAAAUUCUGUGAUUUUAAUUGCAGCAACAGUGAAUUUAUUCUGUAAAAGCCAUGUCAAGGAUUCUUGCAUAUUUUAAUUUAUAGUGAAACUAAUCAGGAUUGUUUUUUCCAAUUUUAAAUCAUUAGUUAAAUCUACAAUCUGCAGCACUUCAUCCACCAUGCUUGGAAUUUGACAACAUAGCUAACAACACUUCAUUAUUUUAUCUUGAAUUGGACCAGAUGUAUUAUUAGCCUUAGUUUCAUUUCUACUUGAUUCCAGUUAUGGUCUUGAAUCUGUAAUUCUGUAUGAACACCUGCGUCUUUGGGAAACUUCAAACAAAAAGAGAACAGAAGGGUGCAGCCUGGACGAGGGGUGGAAAGCAUCCUGUUCCCUUGAUCCAUGUGCUGUUUCUUGCCACUUGCAGUGCUCUAAAGCAGCCUUACCUCUGAGGCAAAACCACCUACCAGCCUGUGUUAUUUGUAUGUUGUUAGUAUGAUUUGACCACUUAUGUUUUUGGUACUGGGGAUGGAACCUAGGGCUGCUCUAUUACUGAGCCACAUUCCCAGCCCUUUUUAUUUUACUUUGAGAGAGACGCUUGCUAAGUUGCCCAGGCUGGGAUUGAACUUGGAAUCCUCCUGCCUCAGCCUGCCAGCCUUCUGGCACUACAGAUAUGCACCACUACGCCUGGCUAACUUGGCCACUUUGAACUCUUGUCCAUACUAUCACUGGAACUCAGCACGGAAAGGAAAGAGACUUAAGUUCAGCCCCUGUCUUGGCACAGUAAAAGGCAUUGUUCAUUCCUACCAAGGUGACCCAUCCCAUCAGAGGGUUGUCCUCAGAGGUCUGCAAGACCCCACUGCUCUCCGUACCAUGAACUGGCUCCCACCCACCAGGUCUUACUCUUCCUGUUAGUGAUUUAUGUUGUCAUGACAGACCGAACGAAAAACCUGAAUCUAAAGAAAUAAAAGUACAUGCCAGGGAUUUAGCUCAGUAGCACUGCGCCUGCCUCGCAAGUGCAAGGUCCUGAGUUCAAUCCCCAGUAGCGCAGUAAAAAAAGAAAGAAAAGUACAAUGAAAUUGAGUAUCUGAACGGCUUCAUUUUCUGGGCUGACAUUUAAAGUAGCAUGUCCUAUUUCCUUCUUUCCUGCAAUUGGUUAAGGUAAAUAUACACAUGUAUGCCAUUUAACAUAGCCCAGAAAUUCUUUUCCUUUCAUAGGAUGCAUGCAUUUUUUUAAGAGCUAAAAUCAAUCUGCAUUAUGAUUCCAAUGAUGUAUUUUAUACAUUGUUUCAAUUAAGUUCGCCAAAAUCAACUUUGGCAAUUACUUUAGAUCAUCAAGGAAAAUUUAAAAAAAAAAAAGGGAGAGCCUUUAAAAACCUCCAGUGGGUUAACAGGUGAGCGGCACCUUAGAUCUGAGAGUGCCUGGAUUAGCAAAGAUCAGAACAGUAGCUGCCCUAACCUGGAAGUGACCUCUAGGCCCUUGAUGCUAGGCUGUGUCUGAAAUCCUAGUUAUCUUAUUUCUUCUCUUGCCUUCUCUGCUACUUCUCUGUUCCUUUCAGUGUUUUGAAAAUACUGCUUUCCUAAAAAUCAUGUUGUGCUUUGAAGAGAGUUCUUUAAGAUUUAGCUGUUUGAAGGCCAACGGAUCCAAGUCCAGGGAGGAGCAGGUGUGAAUCUUCUUGUGACCAGCAGAGGGUGCACUAGACUCAAGCAGUCAAGUCUGAACAUCUCUUCCAGCCGGAGUCCCACGCUUUCCUGGGACAGCAUCUGUCAAAUUCUGAUGUACUCAGAGCUACAGCACUGGCUUAGCACAUGCAAGGCUGUGGGGUCAAUCCCCAGCACCACAAAAAGAAAAAAAAGUCUAGCACAUUUCUUAAGAAUUGUCUCAAAUGGCAUUUCAUGUGUAACUGGCUUUUGCUUAAAUCUACAAAAUAUACCCUACCUGCAAACCCUCAGUUAAAAGUGUAUAAAGCCUUUCAUCACAAGCUUCAGUCCCCAUCUGAGGAGUUAGCUCACCUAUUAGUCCACUGGAAGCUUUUGAAAAAUCUCCCUUCCACACAGAAAGGUUUUAAAAAUUUCAAUAAAAAAAAAAGAAUCUGUAGCUGAUCUUUUGGUUGG
This is a messenger RNA of Heterocephalus glaber (naked mole-rat), 9763 nucleotides long. The record is from RefSeq and is a predicted model, not a curated record. NCBI's taxonomy places the organism in Eukaryota, Metazoa, Chordata, Mammalia, Rodentia, Bathyergidae.